AUGGCUCCAAAUUUCUAUCGCGAAAUCGAUUUGGUUAAGGAACAAGUGAUUCCUCCACAACAAGAGGUGGUGCUUUCUUCCAGCGCAAAGGAAGCUGCUCCACAAAACAUUGGGUCUAAGACGCUUUCAUACGAAUUGCAGGAUAUUCUAGGAGAAAAUAAGCUAGCAUAUGGAAUUUCUUUGAGAACUCCGGAACCAUUGAUGAAUUUCUUUGGCAAGUUGCGCACUUCUUUGACCAAAACCAUUAACUGUGUCGAGCAAAAAAUCGAUAGUUCUUCGAAGCUCUACUACGAUAAGGAAAGGAAAAUUACAUCGGCUGUUGCAGAGCUGCAUAGUGAUCCAAGAGAAAAGCUUCUACCUGGUUUCACCUAUGUCUUGGUUGCUUCCAUGUCCGGAUCGAUCCUUACAAGAAAUAGAAAUAUCUUCCUAAGGUUCACAACACCAUUGUUGUUCGGAGUCUCUUGUUUCGCAUACGUGUUGCCAACAACGUUCCGUAACACGAAGAACUUGGCCUACGAUGUAGAGAAGCGCAACUUCCCUGCCUUUGUUCAAACACAGGACAAUUUAUACAGCGGUGCUAGAAAAGCCGUGUGCUCCACCGCACAUUACACUAGCACUUUUGUUUCUACCGUGCAAAAGGGCUACCAAAAAACAAAUACCGCUAUUAAAGAGUGGACUGGUCUAAACGUCUAA
Kluyveromyces marxianus DMKU3-1042 is the source of this 693-nucleotide messenger RNA. It is a transcript of the gene MIC26, whose product is annotated as Mic26p. The record is from RefSeq and is a predicted model, not a curated record. Gene Ontology annotation, cellular component: MICOS complex; mitochondrial crista junction. Gene Ontology annotation, biological process: cristae formation. The transcript has a single exon. NCBI's taxonomy places the organism in Eukaryota, Fungi, Ascomycota, Saccharomycetes, Saccharomycetales, Saccharomycetaceae. Bases 1 to 693 code for a protein of 230 amino acids.